GUAGAAAGUCUGAAACCUUUCACGAGAGGAUUUUCCGUUCUCACUCUUACUCUUUCAAACCCUCCCUCCACACGCACCUUGGCCAACCUUCACAUUUUCUUGGUAUUCAUUCUGCUCUUUUCUUCUUAAUCAGAUCCAAACCCUUUUUUAAUUGCAUCAAGAAUUCUCUGAAGAUCGAAUCUUUCUCAAGAUUUUGUUCUUUCUUCCUCUUAUACCUCGGAAAACAGAGGGUUUGCUUAGAAAAUAAUAACAUAAUUUGAUUAAUCUUCGUUAUGAACACGUUUCCUCAUCAGGGGUUUUCAUGUAUCAGUCAUAUGAACACAGAAACAUAGAAUAUUCAAUUAAUGUGUAGACUUUGCUUACGAUUUCAGUCAAAUGCCAUUUCUUUAGUUCCUUACUACAUUGAGAUCUUCAACAGAAAAGUAGCUUUCUGUGCUGUGAAAUCACUCUUUAUCUGGCCACAAAAUCCAAAAUCUUGAUUUCGAAUCUUGGGUUUUAGCCAUUUUUUGAUCUUUUAUAAAAAAGAGUGAUAAAAAGAUGGAUUCUUGUUGUGCUACUUUCAAGCCUAAUCUGCAUGUUCGAAAAGGUAUCGAUGGAAUCGAAAAUGGGUUCUGGGGAAACAAGAUCAAACCUUUUGCAACUCAUUUCUGUAAAAGUUCAAGAACUCAAACGCGAAAAAUCAAGAAACUUGGGGUUACUCAAUCUGUUCUUGAAUCACCGGUUGAUGAGGAGAUGCUGAAAUUCGAGACACCAUUCUUUGAUGAACGAAAAGUAGACCCUAAAACAGUAGCCUCCAUUAUCUUGGGUGGUGGUGCAGGAACUCGACUCUUUCCUCUUACUAGCAAACGAGCUAAACCAGCUGUUCCAAUUGGUGGAUGUUACAGACUUAUCGAUGUUCCAAUGAGUAAUUGCAUUAAUAGUGGGAUACGAAAGAUCUUCAUCUUGACACAGUUUAAUUCGUUUUCACUCAAUCGUCAUCUUGCUCGAACUUAUAACUUCGGAAAUGGAAUGAGUUUUGGAGAUGGAUUUGUGGAAGUUCUCGCUGCUACUCAAACACCAGGGGAAGCAGGAAAGAAAUGGUUUCAAGGAACAGCAGAUGCUGUUCGCCAAUUUAUAUGGGUGUUUGAGGAUGCUAAAAACAAGAAUGUUGAGAACAUAUUGAUAUUAUCGGGUGACCAUUUAUACCGAAUGGACUAUAUGGACUUUGUUCAGAAACAUGUUGACACAAAUGCUGAUAUAACUGUUUCUUGCAUUCCCAUGGACCACAGCCGAGCAUCCGACUAUGGAUUAAUGAAGAUUGACAAGACAGGACGAAUAGUCCAUUUUGCUGAGAAGCCAAAGGGCAACUUGCUAAAAUCAAUGCAAGUGGACACCACUCUUCUAGGGUUAUCUGAGCAUGAGGCCUUGAAAAACCCUUACAUUGCAUCAAUGGGCGUUUACGUCUUUCGAACCGAUGUCCUUCUAAAACUUUUGAGAUGGAAGUACCCUUCAUGCAAUGACUUUGGGUCUGAAAUUAUUCCUAGUGCGGUUGCAGAGCACAAUGUCCAAGCGUAUCUAUUCAAAGAUUAUUGGGAGGACAUCGGUACUAUAAAGUCUUUUUUCGAUGCAAACCUAGCCCUAACCGAACAGCCUCCAAAGUUUGAUUUCAAUGAUCCCAAGACUCCUUUCUUCACAUCACCAAGAUUCUUGCCUCCUACUAAAGUCGAAAGAUGCAGGAUUGUUGAUGCGAUAAUCUCCCACGGGUGUUUUUUGCGCGAUUGUAGCGUUCAACACUCGGUUGUUGGGGUGCGGUCACGUCUAGACCAAGGCGUUGAGCUUAAGGAUACGAUGAUGAUGGGUGCGGACUACUACCAAACGGAUGCGGAAGUUGCGGCUUUUAUAGCAAGUGGGAGAGUUCCAAUCGGUGUGGGACAGAACACGAAUAUCACGAAUUGCAUAAUCGAUAAGAAUGCCAAGAUUGGAAAAGAUGUGGUGAUUGCAAACAAAGAUAAUGUGGAAGAAGCAGACAGAUCGGAUGAAGGUUUUUACAUAAGAUCGGGGAUAACUGUCAUCCUCAAGAAUGCAACCAUUAAAGAUGGAACCAUCGUGUAGUAAAAAGGAAUUAGAAUUAGAAUCUGUUGUUUUCACAGCAUGGGUAAUAAUAUUAAUUCAGUGUAGAAUAUUAACAGUUUCUUUCAACGUACGUAAGCAAUUGGUGUACUAAUACUCGCUUAACCCUGUCAAUAAAUGAGUCGUAACACUUUUCAAUUA
This is a messenger RNA of Lactuca virosa, 2250 nucleotides long. The record is from the annotation of a GenBank genome assembly. NCBI's taxonomy places the organism in Eukaryota, Viridiplantae, Streptophyta, Magnoliopsida, Asterales, Asteraceae.